AGCCCGGAUGUGACUCUUGGCUGGUUGAAAGCUCCGGUCUGCGGCAAUGGCGGCCCUCGGGUUUGCGACAGGUGGUGGCAGUUGGUUUUCGGCUUUGGCGCUCGGAGUGACUCUCCUCAAAUGCCUUCUCAUCCCCACCUAGUAAGGGACCCGCACGACCAGGGGCUGGGCGGGGAUGCCCCGCGGUCGGUUAAGGUGGGGGUGAGAACCUUGGAUGCACCUGGCCAUUCCACAGAUUUUGAAGUACACCGAAAUUGGCUUGCUAUCACUCACAGUUUGCCAGUAUCACAGUGGUAUUAUGAGGCAACUUCGGAGUGGACCUUGGAUUACCCCCCGUUUUUUGCGUGGUUUGAGUAUGUCCUGUCACAUGUUGCCAAAUAUUUUGAUCAAGAGAUGCUGAAUAUCCAUAACCUGAAUUACUGCAGCUCAAGGACCUUACUUUUCCAGAGGUUUUCCGUCAUCUUCACAGAUGCCCUCUUUGUGUAUGCCGUCCAUGAGUGCUGUAAAUGCAUUGAUGGAAAAAAAUCCAGUAAAGAACUUACAGAGAAGCCAAAGUUUAUUCUAUCGGUGUUACUGCUGUGGAACUUUGGACUCUUAAUUGUGGACCAUAUUCAUUUCCAGUACAAUGGCUUUUUAUUUGGAUUAAUGCUGCUUUCCAUUGCACGAUUAUUUCAGAAAAGGCAUCUGGAAGGAGCAUUUCUUUUUGCUGUUCUCCUGCAUUUCAAGCACAUUUACCUCUACGUAGCACCGGCCUAUGGUGUAUAUUUGCUCCGCUCUUACUGUUUCACUGCAAAUAAACCAGAUGGGUCCGUCCGGUGGAACAGUUUCAGCUUUGUCCGUGUCAUUUCCCUGGGGCUGAUUGCUUUCCUAGUUUCUGCGCUUUCAUUGGGUCCUUUCCUAGCCUCGAACCAACUGCCUCAAGUCUUUUCACGACUCUUCCCUUUCAAGAGAGGGCUCUGCCAUGCAUAUUGGGCUCCAAAUUUCUGGGCUUUGUACAAUGCUUUGGACAAAGUGCUGUCCAUCAUCGGUUUACAGUUGAAACUUCUUGAUCCCGAAAAGAUUCCCAAGGUCUCCAUGACAAGUGGUUUGGUUCAGCAGUUCCAACACACAGUCCUUCCGUCUGUGACUCCCUUGGCAACCUUCAUCGGCACUCUGAUUGCCAUAUUGCCCUCUAUUUUCUGUCUUUGGUUUAAACCCCAAGGGCCCAGAGGCUUUCUCCGAUGUCUCAUUCUUUGUGCCUUGAGCUCCUUCAUGUUUGGGUGGCACGUCCAUGAAAAAGCCAUACUCCUAGCAGUUCUCCCAAUGAGCCUUCUGUCUGUGGGAAAAGCAGGAGACGCUUCGAUUUUUCUGAUUCUGACCACAACAGGACAUUAUUCCCUCUUCCCUCUGCUCUUCACUGCACCAGAACUCCCUGUUAAAAUCUUGCUCAUGUUACUGUUCACCAUCUAUAGUAUUUCCUCACUGAAGACUCUAUUCAGAAAAGAAAAACCUCUUUUUAAUUGGAUGGAAACUUUCUACCUCCUUGGCCUGGGGCCUCUGGAAGUCUGCUGUGAAUUUAUAUUCCCUUUCACCUCCUGGAAGCUGAAGUACCCAUUCAUCCCUUUGUUACUGACCUCAGUGUAUUGUGCAGUGGGCAUCACAUAUGCUUGGUUCAAACUGUAUAUUUCAGUAUUGACUGACCCUCUUGUCCUCAAGACAAAAAAGCAAUGAAUAAAGGAACUGUUUGAAUAUAUUCCAAGCAAUGAUUUCAUGGGAAAUUAAUCAGAAGUUGAAGAAAGUUGCUGGUGGCAUGAGCCAUUCGUUUCAAUAGGUCUGUCCAGAAGACCGUUCUUCCAAAUUUGGCCUUGCCCAGCCUAGCAACGUGAUUGUCACCAUGGUGAGAAGCCACUUCCUCCAUAAGCAGUGAAAUGCAUCUGAAACAAAUCUUGCCUUCCCCUGUUAAAAUUGUUUGAGACUAUUCAGCCUGCUCUACUUGCUCCAGGCAAACAGUUGAGUCUGAUCAACAGCAUAAUUAUUUGUAGCCUAUGAUAACCACUGUCAGAUUAUAAAGCAUAAUUAGGAACAUAUGCUAAGGGAAAUGUGAAUAAAAUACCAUUUUAUAUUUCUACACAAAGUUUUUUGGAUCAUUAUCAGCUCCUUUGUUUCCUAUUGGUGUUCUCACAAGCAAAUGGUGUUCUGUUCCCGUUCUGUACACCUUGUUCCUGGAGAUUUUUUUUCAUUGAAAUUAUACAAUGACAGUACUCAAAAAGCCAGUGGGAGUAUUUAAUGAACUGGUUUGGCCAGGCAGCAGAGACUACAAAUUACAGCUACUCUUAUAGUAAGUUAGGGACAUCUUGUACAAUUCAUUUGUUUUAACACCAAACACUGCAAUUUUGAUUAGCCUACCACUUUCCUGACCUUUGCUCAUGGCUUCAAAACCAAGUGAAGUGAUGCAAGUGGUAUUUGCAGUUUGAUCUUUUCUUCUCCCUUAUUUAAGGGUACUCAUUACAUACUUUUUAUCCGGGAUUCCCAUUUCCCUAAUAUCUGCUCCCGCUGUGCCAGUGAUCUACUUCUACCAUUAACAGCUGCUCUACUUGAUUAUCUCUUUUCCCCAGAAGACUUCAAAAUUUCAAAGCAGAGACCCUACUUGUCUUGAUAGCCCCAGUGUUGGGCACAGUUGAAUGCAUGAAGCGUGCUGCAGUGGCCAUGAUUAAAAUCUAAAUGUUUACUAGUACAAGCAUUAGCACAAGUGACCGCAUGUAGUUCGUUACAUCUUUACCAGUGUACAAUCCAAAAAACAAAAUAGAGAAAUUAGAAAAUGAAUUUGGAUGCAUCUCAACAAGACCAAACUAAUUACACUUUGUAGGUUGUCAUUGUGAAAGUGAUGUGAUGUCAGAACUGAAGGAGUGUCAUAGAUUGAAUUAUGUCCCCCCCAAAACGUGUUAUCGGUUUGGCUGGGCCAUGAUUCCCAGUAUUGUAUGAUUUUCCUAUAUGUUGUAAAUCCUGCCUCUAUGAUGUUAAUGAGGGAGGAUGGGCAGCAGUUGUGUUAGUGAGGCAGGACUCAAUCUACAAGAUUAGAUUGUGUCUUGAGGCAGUCUCCUGAGAUAUAAAAAAAGAAGCGAGCAGAAAGACAGGGAGACCUCAUACCACCAAGAAAGUGCCGGGAGCAGAGCGCAUCCUUUGGACCUAAGGUUCCUGCACUAAGAUGCUCCCAGACCAGGUGAAGACUGAUGCAUCACAAGGACCUUCCUCCAGAGCCAACAGAGAGAGAAAGCCUUCCCCUGGAGCCAGCGCCCUGAAUUUGGACUUCUAGCUUCCUAAACUGUGAGAGAAUAAACUUCUCUUUGUUAAAGCCAUCCAUUUGUCUUGUUUCUGUUAUAGCAGCACUAGAUGACUAAGACAAGGAGCUCAUCUAGUGCAGAGAUUUCCAGAAUAUUCUGUAGAGCCCAAGGAGUUCCUUAGCGUUGCCUCAGAGGCUCUGGGCCCUGUCCCAUCUUCCACCAAAGCAAAUAUGCUGUGAUUUGUGUCAUAUAUUAACUUUCUGUCAUAAGUUUAUAAGUUUUUGUUAGACUUAAAAGUUCAAAGUCCGAAUAUAGUCUUAAAACCUCCAAUGACUAUACCUUGUGUUCACGUUUUUAAACUUUACAGACGUGGGUAGUUUUCAACAACAGAUGUAUACAAAUUUAUUUACUAAAUAAAUAGAAGUGCUGCCUCAAAUGUUUUAAAAUGUAAAAUUAAACAAAGCCUAGAAGAACAAGCUAAGAUUACUGUGGUGUCAACUUGGCUGGGCCAUGAUUUUCAGUGGUUUGGCAAUUAUGAUAUAGUUUGGUACCUAUGUAAUGAUGUAAUCACCCCCAUGAUGAGAUCUGUUACAAGCAGCCAGUCAGUUGAAAGGGAGUUUCCUUGGAGUGUGUGGCCUGCUUCCAGUAUAGCUAGACUCUCUGGCAAAGCUUAGCAUUUGCUCACUCUGAAUCCUGCAGCUGGCUCCUGUUCAUCUGACCUCCAGUUCUUGGAACUUGAGCUAGCAGCUUACCUGCCCAUCUUGGAAUUCGUCAGCCUCCACAACCUGUGAGCCAGAGUACUGCUGUCUGAUCUGCCAGUCUUGAAUUUGCCAUCUCCUACAGCUAUGUGGGAAACCCUGGUGGCAUAGCGAUUAAGUGCCAUGG
Loxodonta africana (African savanna elephant) is the source of this 4145-nucleotide messenger RNA. RefSeq names its product ALG8 alpha-1,3-glucosyltransferase (gene ALG8). The coding region runs from base 121 to 1710 and encodes 529 amino acids. The transcript has 13 exons. Gene Ontology annotation, molecular function: dolichyl pyrophosphate Glc1Man9GlcNAc2 alpha-1,3-glucosyltransferase activity. Lineage: Eukaryota; Metazoa; Chordata; Mammalia; Proboscidea; Elephantidae. Gene Ontology annotation, biological process: protein N-linked glycosylation. Gene Ontology annotation, cellular component: endoplasmic reticulum membrane. The record is from RefSeq and is a predicted model, not a curated record.